AUGAAGUUCUCCACCUCCCUCGCUCUCGCUGCUUUUGCGGGUGCCUCCUCCGUUGCUGCUUUUGGCGAUCUCGGCUUUGACAUUGGUGUCAAGCGCAACUCUGACGGUAACUGCAAGGAAACCUCUGAUUACCUUACUGACUUCAAUGACAUGAGCUCUCUUACCAACACUGUUCGUGUUUACGCUGUUUCCGACUGCAACACCCUUGCCAACAUGGCUUCUGCUCUCACUCAGACUGGUUUCCAGGCUUUCCUUGGUAUCUGGCCCAAUGACGACGCCCACUUUGCUGCUGAGUUGGCUGCCUUGUCCACCUACCUCCCCACCAUCUCUGUUUCCAAUGUCCGUGCCUUCACUGUCGGCUCCGAGGCUCUUUACCGUGGUGACCUGAGUGCCAGCGCUCUUGCCGAUAAAAUCAACUCUGCUAAAAGCUACAUUUCCACCCUUAAGGACAAGGACGGCAACUCUUGGUCUUCUGUUCCUGUUGGAACUGUCGAUUCUUGGAACGUUCUUGUUGAUGGUGGUAAUGCUGCUGCUAUUCAGGCUGCUGACAUUGUCUUGGCCAAUGCCUUUUCUUACUGGCAAGGUCAGACCCAGGCUAAUGCCUCUUACUCCUUUGUUGACGACAUUAUGCAGGCUCUCCAGACCAUUCAGACUAUUAAGGGUUCCACUGAUAUCCCCUUCUGGGUUGGCGAGACUGGUUGGCCCACUGCUGGUGGCAGCUAUGGUGUUUCUGUUCCUUCUGUCGAGAAUGCUCAACACUUUUGGAAGUCUGCCAUUUGCGCCAUUCGUGCUUGGGGUAUUAACACUCUUGUCUUUGAGGCCUACGAUGAGUCUUGGAAGCCUGAUACUUCUGGUAUCUCCAAUGUCGAGAAGCACUGGGGUGUUCUUAAUGACGACGGUAGUGCUAAGUACGACCUUGCUUGCACCUUUUAA
Molecule: messenger RNA, 933 nt
Organism: Magnusiomyces paraingens
Lineage: Eukaryota; Fungi; Ascomycota; Dipodascomycetes; Dipodascales; Dipodascaceae
Exons: 1
Coding region: 1-933 (310 amino acids)
Biological process (GO): carbohydrate metabolic process; cell wall organization
Cellular component (GO): extracellular region; cell surface; fungal-type cell wall
Molecular function (GO): 1,3-beta-glucanosyltransferase activity; glucan endo-1,3-beta-D-glucosidase activity
Source: RefSeq, a predicted model, not a curated record